AUGAAAUUAAUAACAGGUAGUUUAAGACAACAUUUAAAUAACAACUUCAUUUCACAUGAUUGGAACCAAAAGUUGAGUAAUUUAUGUUUUAUUGCAAUUGGUCUUAUAGAUAUUCAUGAUAAAGGAUUAAUUCAUCAUGAUUUUCAUUGUGGGAAUAUAUUAAGUAAUUUUGAUAAUUAUACUUAUAUUACUGAUUUGGGAUUAUGUCAACCAGCUAAUAUAGAACAUUCUCAGAGUAAUAAUAAGAAAAUAUAUGGAGUACUACCUUAUAUGGCUCCAGAAGUUUUAAGGGGAAAAGAAUAUACCCAAAAAAGUGAUAUUUAUGGAUUUGGAAUCAUUGCAUAUGAAAUUUGUACAGGUUUCCCUCCUUAUCAUGAUAUAGCUCAUGAUGAAUUCUUAGCAAUGAAAAUUUGUCAGGGGUUGAGGCCAAAAUCUAAUUAUAAAGUUCCACAAUUAAUUGUUGAUAUUAUUAAUCAAUGUUGGGAUGCAGACCCUUUAAAACGACCUAAUGCAGAAGAAUUACAUAAGUUAAUUAUUGGCUUAAUGCAUAGUCUCAAUCCAAUGGAUUUUUAUAGGCAAGCCAAAGAAGCAGAUGAAAUUAAUAAAAAGUCAUUUUCAACAGUUCAAUCACCAUUAUCAUUUACUAGUACACUCUCAUAUACAACACAUCCUCAAGCAGUUUACACAAGUAGACUUUUAGAUUUUAAAAACCUUCCAGAACCAAAAAAUGCAGACAACAAUGAUUUAGAAUAUUCAGAUUCUUUAAAAAUGGAUUUUACUAAACCUGAUAUUAAUCCUGAAGAUGAAAGUAAUUAAAACACAUUUUACUUGGAAUAAAAUUAUUAAUAUAUACUAAAAAUAUAAUUUAUACCUUUUUUUUAAAAAUUAUUUUUUUAUUUUGAACUUGGUGAUAGAUCGAGGAACAUUUGAUGGAAUAUAGUAAGGCUUCAUUCAUUAUAUUAUCUAUUAUACAACAUUGUAGUAAGAUUAAUAAAUUUAAAAAUCUUUAACAAAUUUUAUUAAAUUAUAUUGUCUAAAAUUAAUAAUAAAUAUAUCACCAAUAUUUCACUUGUAAUAAAUUAGUAUUGUGGUUUCUAAACAAGGGAACUAAGUUUAUUGUAAAAACUACUAUUCAGUGAUACCUUACCCUUUAUUACUGUAUAACACAAUCACUAAAAGUUCU
Rhizophagus irregularis DAOM 181602=DAOM 197198 is the source of this 1183-nucleotide messenger RNA. NCBI's taxonomy places the organism in Eukaryota, Fungi, Glomeromycota, Glomeromycetes, Glomerales, Glomeraceae. The record is from RefSeq and is a predicted model, not a curated record.